AUGCCUUUGUUGGAUCCAAACACACCCAGGAGAAACGACCCCGUGGACUCUGGCUCCGAAGACGAAGCGGACCCAGAGCUGCUCGAGCUGCUGCGCCAGCAUCUCGGAUUGGGCAGUAAACAGAACAAGAAUCUCCCGCCCGAGACCAAGGUGCUGGAGAAUGCCCAAUAUGUGUUCGACAAUGCCAUUGACGUGGCUCUCAACCCGGCCCAGACUAAGGAGGCGGCCGAGACGAUAUGGCGGCUGAUGCAGAAGAAGGCGUAUUCUACGCAGACUUGGUCGGAGCAUGAGCUUCAUCCGAAGACUAAGGAUGAGAGUACGGUUGAUUUCAUCUUUACGAUGGAUCUGCUGAAUUUUAGCUUUUGGUCUGAGGAGACGGAUGAGUCGAAGCGGUUUUCUAUUGAGUAUAGGGGGAAGCGGUGGACCGGGUAUUGGAGUUUGGUCGCUGCUCUUCAGCGGGCUCUUGACGAAGAUAUCCCGAUUACCACGCCAGAUUUCUGGGUGAACGAAGAAGAGUGCACGGCGGAGGUCCUCCGGCACGUCUUCCGCUCCGCCACAGAUGAAGAGAUGCCCAUGUUCAAAGAGCGAGUACAGUGCUUGCGCGAGGCUGGCGAAGUUCUUUGCAAUGAGUUCGGAGGCAGCUUUGCCAACUGCAUCGACAGCGCCGACUACUCCGCCGCCGGCCUUGUCAACCUCCUCACAGAGAACUUCGACUGUUUCCGCGACGAAACAGUGUUCAAUGGAAGGAGAGUUAGGCUGUACAAGCGCGCCCAGAUCCUCGUUGCAGAUCUGUGGGCCUGCUUCAACGGCGAAGACUUUGGCGAGUUCCGCGACAUUGAUAAAAUCACCAUGUUUGCCGACUACCGCAUCCCCCAGAUGCUGCACCAACUGGGCUGCAUGCGCUACUCCCCCUCCUUAGAGUCCCACAUCCGCAGCUUGAAGCCCAUCACGCCCGGCUCAAACUGGGAGAUCGAACUCCGCGGCACCAGCAUCUGGUGCGUGGAGCUGAUCAAGCGGGAAAUUGAGAAACGGCACCCAGAAGUCAAAUCUGCUGGCAAAAAGGGCGUCUUCAAAUCUGUCGAGAACGACGACCAGGACGCUCUUGAAGGCGUCGAAAUUACCGAAAAGAUUGAACAACCACCCAAGACAUACGGCAUCAAUGCGAUCUUGAUCGACUUCUUUUUGUAUGAUACGAUGAAGAACCUAGAGCAGGAGAAGAACGAGAGCAUCCCGCACCAUCGGACUCGGAGCAUUUGGUAUUAA
Penicillium subrubescens is the source of this 1263-nucleotide messenger RNA. RefSeq names its product queuosine 5'-phosphate N-glycosylase/hydrolase. The record is from RefSeq and is a predicted model, not a curated record. The transcript has 4 exons. Bases 1 to 1263 code for a protein of 420 amino acids. Lineage: Eukaryota; Fungi; Ascomycota; Eurotiomycetes; Eurotiales; Aspergillaceae.